AUGUCUGUUCUCCUCAUAGGAUCUACUGGAAUGGGAAAGAGCAGCUUUGGGAACUUCCUUAUUGAUCCAGGCGAGAAGCACGUGUUUGACAAUCCAACUUUUUCUCCAGGUACGGACGGCAGGCCAAAAACACAAGAAGUUAAAAGUAAGAAUGUCCAACUUAAAAGUGGUGAGACAGAGAUGCGGCUUGAUGUUAUUGACACUCCGGGGUUGAAUGAGAGUGCUGAAAAAGAUUUAUCUCACAUGAUCGAUAUUAUCAAAAAAUUGAACGAUUGUGAGGGAGUUAAAGCUUGUAUUCUCGUUGUUAAAUUCAAUGCUAAAAUUGAUGCACAAUAUAAAGCAACAAUAGAAUACUACAGUAAGCUCUUGCCUGGCCUGUUUGAGAGAAAUGUUAUUAUUGUGCUGACCGAAUAUGCAACAGAUGAACGUUCAGAACAACAGCGAAAAAAGAAGCGCAUUGAUGUUGAACAAAUAAAACAUGACACAAUAGCAGAGCUUAAAAAAUGCUCUAAUCAGCAAAUAAUGUAUUCACCACAACUAUUUAUGAUUGACUGUCUGCCAGUGGAUGAUGAUGAGUUGAAGACAAGUCUAGCCAUACGUAGUGCAAUCCUUCACUACAUCUUUCAAUUGCCACCAAUAAAAGUAAAAAACGUAAUGGUUGCAAAAACAGAUUACAUCAAACAGAAAGAUGCCGAAAAGUACAAAGAGCUGCAGGGAGAGAUAGCAGGAUAUAGUGAGAGGUUGAAAGAGGUUAAUGCACUGAGCAAAAAUGCCCUUGAUGAAACACGCCACAAAACGAGAGAAAUUAAUGAAAUCGAAAGUAAAAUAUGCAAUCUGAAGAAGCAGUUGGAAGACAAAGAUAAAGAGGAUAAAGUUGUUGCUGAACAUCAGUACAUUAAUAAAGAAUCAAAAGAAUUGGAAUCGAUCACAGAAGCAGUUGAUAUUAAAUCACCUUAUGAAAUCACAAGUUACAUGACAUGGACAAAUGGAAGAUGUGAGUUCAAAGUGCUUGACCAAACACCUUAUACCAUUAAAGGAACAAUUGAAGGCGAAUUCAUGCGUGGAAUUUAUGCAUCAGUUACUGCCUAUACUGAAAAAAGAAUAAAAUAUACUGGUGAGAUUGAAGAAUUAAAGAAAAAAAUAAAAACAAAAAAUGAAAAUCUUAUAGAGUGCAAAAAAGCAUGGGAAAAAUGUCGAGUAGAACAAAAAGAAUAUUUAGAAGAAAUAAAAUUGCUUGAAAAAUACAUUGCUCAAAGGCAUGUUGCUGCUCAAAAAUGUCGCUCAGAUAUCAUGACAAUAGAGGAAGCUGCAAUAAAGCUGGAAGAGUUGCAAGAAGAAAGAUUUGAUGAUUAA
Messenger RNA from Amphimedon queenslandica, 1353 nucleotides. RefSeq lists its product as uncharacterized. The record is from RefSeq and is a predicted model, not a curated record. The transcript has a single exon. Gene Ontology annotation, molecular function: GTP binding. Lineage: Eukaryota; Metazoa; Porifera; Demospongiae; Haplosclerida; Niphatidae. The coding region runs from base 1 to 1353 and encodes 450 amino acids.